UUACCAACUACCCCUAAUAACACCAGCGAAGAAGAGGAAGCUAACCUGUGUAGUUAGCAAGCCGACAAUAAACAAACAGAAAAACUACCACGACCUUGAACCUACAGAACAUGUCAGCCGAUACCAAGAUCGCAGAGCUGCUCACAGAGCUCCAUCAGCUCAUCAAACAGACCCAGGAGGAGAGGUCCCGCAGUGAACACAAUCUACUCAACAUCCAGAAAACACACGAGAGGAUGCAGACGGAAAACAAAACGUCGCCGUACUACCGGACCAAGCUGAGGGGACUGUACACCACAGCCAAAGCAGACGCUGAGGCAGAGUGCAGCAUUCUGCGUCACGCUCUCGAUAAAAUUGCAGAGAUCAAAUCUUUGUUGGAGGAGAGGAGAAUAGCUGCUAAGAUGGCGGGCGUUUACAGCGACAGCGACCCUCCCAGGAAGACGAUGAGGCGAGGCGUCCUGAUGACGCUCCUCCAGCAGUCGGCCAUGACGCUUCCUCUGUGGAUCGGCAAACCGGGGGAAAGCCCCCCUCCUCUGUGCGGCGCCACUCCGGCCAGCAGCGACUACGUGGCCAAGCAGGGCGACAAGGUGGCGGCGAGGGUGAAGGCCGUGGACGGGGACGAGCAGUGGAUCCUGGCUGAGGUGGUCAGCUACAACCACUCCACCAACAAAUACGAAGUGGACGACAUCGACGAAGAAGGCAAAGAGAGACACACCCUGAGCCGGCGGCGGAUCAUCCCGCUCCCUCAGUGGAAGGCGAACCCAGAGACCGACCCCGAGGCUCUGUUCAGUAAGGACCAGCUGGUCCUGGCCCUCUACCCUCAGACCACCUGCUUCUACCGGGCCCUCAUCCACACUCCCCCGCACAGGCCUCAGGACGACUACUCGGUGCUGUUCGAGGACACGUCGUACGCCGACGGUUACUCCCCCCCGCUCAACGUGGCUCAGCGAUACGUGGUCGCCUGCAAAGAGAACAAGAAGAAGUGACCGGAGGACAAAGAAUGAAGCUUCUGUUUCUGUUUCGAAACGGCACCGAUUUCCAUUUUUGUAUGAAAUGUUUUGUGUAUUCAGACUCUCGUGUUUGUCUGAAAGGUUCACAGUUUGAACAACAACAACACUGAACAGACUUUUUAACAUCGUUUAAAUGAGACCAAAAUCACCACCAGGACGCAGAGAAGAACUGAAAUUUACGACAAACACCUGAACGCCUCAUAUGAAUCCAUAGAUCAUUGUACGGAAGCUCGUUUCUGCCAAUGUGACGUAAAGAAGAUUCUGUACGUCGUUAUAAUGAGAAACUUUAUCCAAAUAUUGACUUGGAGAAAGUUUCUCAUUAUAAUGAGUUACAGGAUCUUCUGUAGCAGUCUGUAGUGUGUUCACAGACAAAAUAAAAUACUGAGAACAGUCAGCACGGAGACCGAAGCCCCUCUGAUUUCUGGCUGUUGAUGUACACUACUGUCCCAGAAUGCAUUGCACAGAGGAAUGUAGGAGCUGCUCACAGCUGGAGCUCCAGCAGCGGUUCAGAAAACAGAAACUAUUAAACUCAUUAAAUGUGA
This is a messenger RNA of Dicentrarchus labrax (European seabass), 1549 nucleotides long. RefSeq names its product SAGA complex associated factor 29 (gene sgf29). The transcript is spliced from 10 exons. Gene Ontology annotation, cellular component: SAGA complex. The record is from RefSeq and is a predicted model, not a curated record. Bases 111 to 983 code for a protein of 290 amino acids. Lineage: Eukaryota; Metazoa; Chordata; Actinopteri; Moronidae.